This is a messenger RNA of Punctularia strigosozonata HHB-11173 SS5, 1720 nucleotides long. RefSeq lists its product as uncharacterized. The transcript has 2 exons. The record is from RefSeq and is a predicted model, not a curated record. Gene Ontology annotation, molecular function: RNA binding. NCBI's taxonomy places the organism in Eukaryota, Fungi, Basidiomycota, Agaricomycetes, Corticiales, Punctulariaceae. The annotation marks the transcript as partial.
GGGAUCGAUCAUGGAGGAGACGUUCUCAAAGCGUCUCCAUGUAUCUGGCCUUACACCUGCGAUAAAGCCGUCUGACCUCCAAGACCGCUUCGGAAAAUUCGGCACAGUGAAGGCACUGGAUGGCUUCGGACUGCUUGACGGCUUGGGUCAACCGCGCCGAUUCGGAUAUAUCACACUGGAGGCGACGAAGGCUCAGCUUUCCCGCUGCUUGACCCUGAUGAGCGGGGUCACAUGGAAAGGCGCAAAGCUACGCGUUGGCGAAGCCAAGCCGGAUUUUCAGGAGAGGCAUGGCAUUUUCGCUGCAUCAUCCGAGACGUACAUACCGAGCUCACGUAUCUACUGCUUCAGACUAGAAAAGGAACGCGCGACCGAGGACGGCGACGAUGUCCGGCCCAAGAAGCGACGAAGGUUAGCUCGGGGCGUCCAAGGCGUUCACGCCGAAAACAUGGAUCCUGUUACACCCGAAAACGUCAAAGCUCGCCCCGGCUGGCGCGUCACGGUUUCCGGACGCUUGGUCAGACCGAUCCGAAUCCGGUCUGCGCGACCGCUACCAGAACCGCUGUCCGCAAAAAUCGCCACCGCCAAAUCCGGAAGCUCCAAGGGAAAAGAGGUGAAAAAGAAGAAGAGGAUAAAACCUCCGCCCGUGCGUGCGCGCAGACGUACGAUAGACCCCACGCGCUGGGGUUCCGAACAUUUGAAAGGCGCUUUCCUAGGCGAAGAAACGACGCUCCCUAGCCCACCCGCGUCGACGAGCUCCGAGGACAUUGUGAUAGGUUCCGCAGAAGAAGACGACGAAGGCGCGGAAACUGAACCGGACGAAGAGGAGCCGCAGCAGACGGUCGCGGUAGCGAACGAGAAGGCAGAGAAACCUUCUGCCGACGCUUCGACGCAUACAACCCAUGCAGCGCCCGCUAUCGGUAAUGCGAUUCAGGAGGAGAAGCGGGCGACAUUGAGUCUUCUACGAUCCAUGUUUGACGAGACGGAAGACGACUGGGGCGGCGCAGAAGACGUCGAGUCAAACGUCGACGUUGGAGAGGGGGAAUACGACGAGGAUAGCGUGCCUGCUCAACCGAUGGUCGUCGAUCGGCCAGACGUCACGACCGGCGCGAUAUCCAGCACCGUGGAAGAUGUGGCACCCCCGGUAGGCGUUGAGCCCGAAAAGUCUGAGAGACAGGCGCCGGUACAGCGUCCCAACUUGAAAGAACUGUUUGCUCCCAGGGAAGAAGACGGUAGGCUUCUCUCUCAUCGGGGACAGACCAGAACCCGUCGCUUAUCACGAUGGAAUCACUUCACAGCUGGGUUCUCACUCCUGGAUCAGCUCGAUAUCGACCUCGAAAUGGACCCGGACGUGGACUUUGGGGCAACAUCUCGUGAGCAUGACCGGGGCUCGCCCGUGCCGUCGUCCGCUCGCGAGAACGUCGCAGAUGUGCCGUCGGCCGACGUGCGGCCGCGGAACGACGGUGUGUUCGUGCCCGAUCCCAAGGAGCCGCUAUUCUUCCCUGCGCCGGAGUCGGUGCGAAGGGGACGUGGUGGCGUCAAGGACAUGUCGGACGUGGCGCGAGAAGGCGGCUGGGACUGGCGGACGGCGUUCUACAGGACGGAGACGGACGAGGAGUUGCGCCAGCAGUGGGAAGAACAGAAGGGCGAGUUGACGCGGACGUGGAAGAGGCGGCACCGAGAGGCGUUGAAGAGCCGGCGGCGGCGGGGAGGCGGGGAGGAG